GAACCCCUCUUUUUCUCUGCAGGGGCAUCUGGGGAGCAAUAUCUCUAAAAGACCGCUUCAAACCCGAGCAUGGCCAUUCUGGGAAAUAAAUUGGAGAAUUUUCGCAAGCCCCCUCAUACUCUACCGUUCACAAAUCAGUCCUUCCCAAAAUGCCCCUGCUCUCAACUGCUCCCCUCUUUUCUUUCUCUAUAAAAUCCCCCAAAAACCCAUCUCCCAAAUUCUCCCAAUCUCUCCUCUCCUUCCCUCUUUCGAUAAUUUGAUUGGAUUAUUUUUAAUUUUUUUGGGCAAUGCCUGGCCCUAACAUUGAGAUGAUAGCAAAAUCUCUAAGGAAUUGUUCUCUGAGUGGAAGAAGCAGGGGAGGCCGCUCACCGGCUGUGAGAUCACCGCCUCCUCAGCGUAGGAGCGGUGAGGUUACCGUGGAGCUCAACUCUGAGGUCGCGUUGCCUUAUCAUUGGGAGCAAUGCCUUGACAUGAGAACCGGAGAAAUAUACUAUAGGAAUUGGACCACUGGAAAAACAACCACCACCGAUCCUCGCCACGCCGCCCUGGACUACCGCUCCUCAUCCUCCGACGAUGACAGCUCUGACGAUGGUGACGAAAGCUCAAACGAAGGCGAAAGAGACAAUUACUUCAGUUCAGGAGACUCUUCCACUACCUCCUCCUCCUCCUCCUCGGCCUCCUCCGCUGCCUACGCUCCGCCCGAAGUCACUUCCGGCCAAGUCCUGGUGGCCGCCGGAUGCAAGUACUGCUUCAUGUACUUCAUGGUUCCGAAGCAGGACCCCGACUGCCCCAAAUGUGGCCGGGUCUUGCUCCACCUUGGCCGUAGCAAUGGCUAGCUGCUUGUGAGAGGAUUCGGGUCUCGGUUUUUUUGGGGUUUCGGGCAAAAACCCGGAUGUUUUUUCAUUGCUAGUGAUAGAGAUGAAUCUAUUAACAUUGAAUAAUUUAAAGUGCUUUGUUUUCUGA
This is a messenger RNA of Asparagus officinalis (garden asparagus), 963 nucleotides long. RefSeq lists its product as uncharacterized. The record is from RefSeq and is a predicted model, not a curated record. The transcript has 2 exons. Gene Ontology annotation, molecular function: protein binding. NCBI's taxonomy places the organism in Eukaryota, Viridiplantae, Streptophyta, Magnoliopsida, Asparagales, Asparagaceae. The coding region runs from base 288 to 836 and encodes 182 amino acids.